This is a messenger RNA of Haemonchus placei, 309 nucleotides long. The record is from the annotation of a GenBank genome assembly. Lineage: Eukaryota; Metazoa; Nematoda; Chromadorea; Rhabditida; Trichostrongylidae.
AUGCGUAACGACCAGUUGGAACUACCACUUAAAGGUGUUCUUGGAGAAAAAGCAGCGCAAGCGUAUUACAGCUAUAGGCAUUGGCUGUUCCAUCAAAAUUCAGCGACAAUUCAUAAGGAGGAGACAGCUCAAGCCCGAUAUCGUGAGAAGCUGUUCAGUUUCAUUCUGGCUAAAAGUGAUCUUUUUCCGGACGCCGUUUUCCUGAUUGGGCUGUCCGGAAAUGCACCGGAAGACCCAUGCCACCCGACAUCGGAAUCUCAGUUGGCAGAAGCUAGACCUUUUCCCAGUUUUGUGAGCCUCCAGAGGUAG